AGGCGAUGCUUCGGCGGCCGGCGUCGCUGUGGCGCAUGCGCACGAGGGAAGGUGAGAGGUCGGCAAGAUGGCGGCGGCCUCCUCAGGGGAUGAAGCGGCCGGGCCGGACAACGAGGAUUAUUAUUCGCUUCUGAACGUCCGGCGUGAGGCCUCUCAGGAAGAGCUGAAGGCCGCCUACCGCCGGCUGUGUAUGCUGUACCAUCCGGACAAGCACCGGGACCCUGAGCUCAAGCGGCAGGCCGAGCAGCUCUUCAACCUCCUCCAUCAGGCUUAUGAAGUGCUCAGCGACCCGCAGACGCGUGCCAUCUACGACAUUUAUGGAAAGAGAGGCCUUGAAAUGGAAGGAUGGGAGGUGGUGGAGAGGCGGAGGACGCCCGCCGAAAUCCGGGAGGAGUUUGAGCGCCUGCAGAGAGAGCGGGAGGAGAGGCGGCUGCAGCAGCGGACCAACCCCAAGGUAAGCGGGUGGACCCCAAAGCAAGGAGACCGGGGACAAGAACUGGGGGGGGGGGGGGGGUCUCAGGUUUUGGGGUUCAAGUGUAGUCUUUCCUGUGUUGGAAAGCAUCAACCUAUUAUAUAGGCUAAACUAGCUGUG
Messenger RNA from Anolis carolinensis (green anole), 592 nucleotides. RefSeq names its product DnaJ heat shock protein family (Hsp40) member C11 (gene dnajc11). The coding region runs from base 68 to 577 and encodes 169 amino acids. The transcript is spliced from 4 exons. NCBI's taxonomy places the organism in Eukaryota, Metazoa, Chordata, Lepidosauria, Squamata, Anolidae. The record is from RefSeq and is a predicted model, not a curated record. Gene Ontology annotation, biological process: cristae formation.